AUGACUCCAGACAUUUGGACACAAUUAAAGAACGAAAUCCAUAACAAGCUUGUGACUUAUGAAUAUGUUGACGCGACAGAUUUCAUUGUUGGCCUAAUGCGGGUUGGAAAAAAUCCAGAAGAGUUGAGCAACGAACUUCAGUCCUUUGGAUCUGACUAUGGUGAGCAAAAAAGAACGUGCAAUAUACCAAAUCUUACUGAGCUGUUUAAUGUAGAUCCAAAUGUAACUCAAUGGUUUUAUGAUCGUAAAAGAGCAUUAGAGAAUCCAGAAAUACAGAAACCUACAGAACCUACCAAGACAAUUGCACAGCCUGAGGUGCCAAAAGAUACAGGGAAUGAAAAGAUCAUAUCCGAAUCUCAACAAGAGACAGAUGUUCAACCUGCUGCGGAGGCCUCAGACAAAGAUGUAGCGGUAGACCAGAAUGCCCCCUCAAAAUCAAUCAAAUUAAACAAAGAUAGUCGUAUUUUCUCAAAGGCUAUCGGAAGCGCACUUAAUCUAACACCCGAGAGAUCUUCAAGAGAACGUUUCACUCAGGAACGUCGUCGUGAACGCUCACGAUCACCUUCGCCUGAUCCUAAGAGAUCACGUACAAUGCUUCGUGAUGAUCGCCAUAAAAACGAAGAAAGCAGGUCAAACGAUGUAUUUUCUAGAUUAGGAGGCUCAUCAUCUACCAAAGAGGCUCGUCUAUCCGUCUUUGAUCGUCUAGGUACAGUCAAUCGUCUAGAUACAGUCAAUGAUGUACCAGCUCCAAAGGAAGAAGAUACUAAAAGUCAGAGGUGCAAAUACUGGCCUACUUGUAAAAAUGGAGAGGAUUGCCCUUUUUUCCAUCCUACCACAGUUUGCCCGGACUUUCCAAACUGCCCAAAUAAGCCCAACGAGUGUAUGUUUAUUCACCCAGAAACACAUAAAAAGCCAGCUACAAUGAUUCAACCACAGUUUCCAGCUAAACUACCAUACCCAUGCAAGUUUUUCCCUUACUGUAAUAAUCCUCAAGCAUAUUAUAUGCAAAGUCACUCAUAUGGACAACGUGUACCAGUCCCUUGCAAGAAUGGCGAUGAUUGUACUAGGCCAAGUUGCCACUUCCUUCAUCCAAAGGAUCCUAACCCUUUUGCUGAGAUUAUUUGUAAAUAUGAUGGAGCUUGUACAAGACCAAACUGCCUUUACAAGCAUACAAAAGAAAAUCCCAAGAACAAGGUCCUUAUUAGCAAACCAGAUACAACCAAUCGUCAAUUCUCUGUACCUGAAGAUCAGAUUGAGGAGCGUAUUAUAGUAGGUGAAAGUGCUGAUAUCAUCAAACCAGAGACACAGCAACAAGAACGAACGAAACUAACACAGCCGAAUGAAACUAAUGGUGAUAUGUCAUCGAGCAUGGAGUUGGAUGCAGAUGCUGUAACUGAUGCGCAAUAA
Rhizopus microsporus ATCC 52813 is the source of this 1407-nucleotide messenger RNA. RefSeq lists its product as uncharacterized. Gene Ontology annotation, biological process: regulation of mRNA stability. The record is from RefSeq and is a predicted model, not a curated record. Gene Ontology annotation, cellular component: nucleus; cytoplasm. NCBI's taxonomy places the organism in Eukaryota, Fungi, Mucoromycota, Mucoromycetes, Mucorales, Rhizopodaceae. Gene Ontology annotation, molecular function: poly(A) binding; metal ion binding. Bases 1 to 1407 code for a protein of 468 amino acids. The transcript is spliced from 8 exons.